Molecule: messenger RNA, 1011 nt
Organism: Aspergillus puulaauensis
Lineage: Eukaryota; Fungi; Ascomycota; Eurotiomycetes; Eurotiales; Aspergillaceae
Product: putative metallo-beta-lactamase domain protein
Exons: 3
Coding region: 1-1011 (336 amino acids)
Source: RefSeq, a predicted model, not a curated record
AUGCCACCCAACAACCCCCUCGACCUCCUCAUCUGCUCCACCUGCGGCACACAAUUCUCAACCCCGACCCAAGAAAACCUCCCCUCAUGCAAGAUCUGCGACGAUCCCAGACAAUACGUCCCCCCAACAGGACAAGCCUGGACAACCCUCACCGAACUACGCAACUCAAAAGACCCGUCCUACAAAAACAUCUUCACUCCAGACCCCAUCCUCGGUGACCGGUUGAUCGCCAUCCACACGGAACCGAGAGUCGCGAUUGGGCAACGGGCCUAUCUGUGUCGCAUGGACGUGCAGACGCCACUACCACCACCACCACCACCACCCCCGGGGAGUAAAGCAAGGGGGAAAGAAUCUGAUGGGAAAACUACAUUCAAUAUCCUCUGGGACUGCAUCACAUAUAUUGACGACGAAACCGUGUCCGAGAUCAAGAGGCUUGGUGGGAUCGAUGCGAUAGUUAUAUCGCAUCCGCACUAUUUUACGACGCACGUGGAUUGGGCGGAUCUCUUCAAGUGUCCGGUGUAUCUUUCUGCUGAAGAUAAGGAGUGGGCUGUUAGGAGGGGAGAGGCGCAGGUGCUUUUUGGGGAAAGCUCACUGUCUUUCUCUCCCCAGGGGGUUUAUGGCGGCGAUGAUGGGAGGGCUGAUAUUGUGGCUAUAAAAACGGGUGGUCAUUUCCCUGGCAGUACGGUGUUGUGGUGGAAGUCCUUGAAGACGCUGUUAAUCGCUGAUACGAUUGCGGUUGUGCCGAGCGCGAGGUACUGGGUUGACCGUCCGCCUGGGACGGCAUCUUUUACGUUUAUGUGGUCAUAUCCGAAUAUGAUUCCGCUUUCUGCUGAUGAUGUACAUGGCAUCUGGAAGGCCAUCAAGCACACGGAGUUUGAUAUCACCCGGGGCGCUUUUAUCGGGAUGGACACAGACACCGACAGCAGAAAGCGUCUUCUGGAUAGCGCUCAGAUAUCUGUCAAGGCAAUGGGCUACUUGGAUCAUGCUAUUCAUCAGGAAGAAUGUCUUUGA